Danaus chrysippus (African queen) is the source of this 774-nucleotide messenger RNA. The record is from the annotation of a GenBank genome assembly. NCBI's taxonomy places the organism in Eukaryota, Metazoa, Arthropoda, Insecta, Lepidoptera, Nymphalidae.
AUGGCUGAAUCUAAUCCUCAAGCUGGUGACACCGGCCCACCGAAAGGCAUCCCGGCUCUCAAAGCACAUGUGAUCGCUAACAAAAUAGAUGUGGCGUUGUGGGGAAUCAGAUUGCUUACUGUAUUAUGUACAUUUGGAUAUGUACUGCCGGUUUUUAACAAUUCGGUAUCAGCUUUCUACAAGGCUCUCCUCGCCAACGCAGCCACGUCGGCACUGAGGCUGCACCAACGCAUCCCAGCGAGAGAAAUCUCUCUCUCCCGGGAGUUCGUCAACAGAUUCUUCCUCGAAGACAGUGCUCACUAUCUAUUCUACUCAUUGAUAUUCAUGAACGUGGCGCCAAAUUUGUUGAUACUGACGCCGAUCUUCUUAUUCGCUCUGUUGCACGCGGCGUCCUACUCACUCACGAUACUGGACACCCUAGGACAGAAUUCUAUGUGGGUCGCUCGUCUGCUCAUCUCGCUGGUGGAAUUUCAGUCCAGGAAUAUUCUGAGAGUAGCGGCCCUCGCUGAGAUAGUGCUCUUCCCGCUCGUCGUGUUCAUGGCGCUAGUUGGUUACUGCGGCCUGAUGACGCCGUUCGUGUAUUACUAUUUCGUGACGUGGCGCUACACGUCUCGCCGUAAUCCCUACACGCGUAAUACGUUCCGUGAGUUACGUUCGGCGGCCGAGCGCGCGGCCUCCAAGCCCGCGUUGCCCGGAGCCCUUCGCUCCGCCAUACUCGCGGCCGUGCAACUAGUGUGCCGCCUGGCGCCGCCCGCCGAGCCACAGCCGCAGUGA